CUGGCUCGCUCCCUCGCGCAGUGGCAGAGAACGCGCCGAGGCGUUCGACUUUCGAGUCGCGACGUACGCUAGCGUGUAUGUCUUCAUUAUUGAUGCAAAACUUCCACGAUGGUUGAUCAUAACGAGAAAUUGUUACAAGAGUUACAAAAAAAAAGUGGAAAUAACGUUUGUGCUGAUUGUGGAGCCGAGGAUCCAGAAUGGGCGUCCUACAACUUGGGUAUUUUCAUCUGCAUGCGUUGUGCAAGCAUCCAUCGAGGGAUGGGUGCUCACAUCAGCAAGGUGAAGCACUUGAAAUUAGACCGCUGGGAGGACUCUCAGGUACAGAGAAUGAAGGAAGUCGGAAAUACUGCGGCCAGGCACAAGUACGAAGAGAGGGUACCGCCAUGCUACAGAAGACCAACAAAGAAUGACUCACAAGUGCUGAUCGAACAGUGGAUUCGUGCUAAAUACGAACGUGAAGAAUUUUGUCAUCCAGAACGUCAAAGUUAUCUGUCAGGUUCAAUGGAAGGAUUUCUGAUGAAACGAGGCAAAGAAGACAGUCGCUAUCAACCCAGAAAAUUUGUCUUGAACGAGAACGAGGACACGUUGAAGUAUCACCAUGCUUCCGACGGCUGUGGCCGUGUCAAGAGUUGUCUCGAUCGGUUAAUCGAUCGUCUCCGUGUCAAAAGCUUUGGUCGUUGGAGAUAUCAUGUGAAUGAAAACAAGGAACCUAAGGGUGUACUACGACUGUCAGAGUUAAAUGUAGCAUUUGCACCUGCGAAAAUCGGCCACAUGAACUCUAUGCAGCUGACCUACAUGAAAGAUGGUACUACUCGUCAUAUCUACGUUUACCACGACGAUGCAGAAAAAAUUAACAACUGGUACACAGCAAUACGUUGCGCCAAACUACAUUUGCUGCAAGUAGCAUUCCCCUCUGCUCCACAAUCGGAGUUACUACUCCGUCUUCCCAAAGACUUUGCUCGCGAAGGCUGGUUGUGGAAGACUGGCCCUAGACCAUCAGAUGCUCAUCGCAGGCGAUGGUUCACUUUAGACAACAGGAAACUGAUGUAUCAUGACGAACCACUCGAUGCUUAUCCCAAAGGCGAAAUAUUUAUUGGCCAUGAAUCUAAUGGAUACUGCAUAAAAGUGUCAAAUACAGGAAAUGGAUGUAAAGAUGCACGUUUUCCUUUCCACUUGGUAACUCCUGAUCGGACAUACUGUCUGGCCGCAACUACUCAUGAGGACCGAGCCGGUUGGCUGGCGGUCAUACAACAAACUAUAAAGAGGCCGCUUACGCCUCAAGACUCUACAAUUGAGGCAAACCUUGUCCGCAAACGCACUACGUCCAACUCCAUCAGCAUAUUCUCUGGAAGGUAGUUGCAUCGUUCCCUUUUAUAUACUAAGCGUAAGGUAAAAAUAUUAUAUUUUACCCUUAUUCAUAUUUCUUCUUGGAGAUAAUUGAUUUUUAAGUUGCUUAUUUUUAUUUGACUAAAAUAUUAUGAAAUAAUAAGAUUAUAUCGGUAUUGACUAGAAAAUAUAUUAAAAACAGUGUUUGUAAAUAGAUGAUACUGAAUAAUUAGAAAUCCAUUGAUAUUUUAAUUUACGGUUAUUUAAUUUCGUUAUUUACGUAGCUCGUUCGUUAUUUUAAGCUUACUACAAUUUUAAUCACCUUGAAAUUUAAUUUUAGUGUAAAUAUUUAUUUUAAUUUUCUUAUAUUAUAAUACAAACAGUGCUGCGACUGACUUGAUAGUUUUUAUUAUGUUAAAUUAUUAAUUUAUGUGUGAAGCUAUUAUUAUAAUAUCGUUAUGAUACCAUAAUAAUACUAUUUUUAAUGUUUAAACUACCAUUGCAUCCAUUUCAUUCAAGUGGCUAUACGCACAAUCUAUAUCAAUAAAUAUGUAAUUGUGAUAAUUAUUAUUAAUAAUACAUUUCAAAAUCUCUUUUCUAUGUUUAAGAUGACGAACGUACCAUGCGCAUGUAGUGUAUGUAUUCAUGUUUAUUGAAAUAGAUCAUAACAGUUUAUCUAUAUAAUUACUUCGAUUGAACGCAUACGCUCUCUUGUUCAUAAUAAAAGACAUUUUAUGUGAAUUUUUAAUCCUACCACGGGAAUACUUAAUGUUUAGCGUAAGUAAGCAAUACACUUAAAAGUUGGGUGACUUUAAAAUUCUAUGAACAUUUAAAGGGGCGCAAUAAUAUUUUGUAUAAUAAGUGUUUAAAGUUAUAUGGGUCACUUUAGUAUAAUGAGAAUACCCUUCUAUUUAGUAUCAUUAUUUAGAUAACAUUCAUAUUAUUAUUUUGUGUUAUGGUGUGAAAUAGGUUACAUUAUCUAUUCUAUUCUAUCACUAAAUAUAUCGUACUUUUCUGAAUUAAGAAGUCUUAUAUGAUAUGCAUAACAAUCUAAUAAAAAUAUUUUAUGAAAUGUAUUAAAAUUACAUCGAGUUAUCUAUGAUAAGUUAGCAAUGCAAUAAUGUAGUGUACAUCAAUUAGUUACUACUUACUUAAUAAUAAUUUUGUACGAAUAGUAGAAAUACUCAACACAUAAAAUAUUAAAGUUUGACGAAAUUAAAUAAUCACAUAAUGCGUUAACGUAAAAUACAGGGGCCUAUGUAUUGCUCCAAUAAUAAUAUCUUAAAAAGUAUUAUACCAAAAAUGUAAAAAAAAACAUCGUCUUCGGAGCUUUUAUCAGAAAUAGUUUAUAAAAUAUUUGCUUUUUAGCAACAACAUAACAUAGCAUAACAAAACUUCAGAAUAUAAUUAUUUAGUUGCACGAUAAAGAUAUGGAGAGAGAGAACUUGGCGUAUAGCCGCAUAUACUACCGUGCCCCCAAAUAUUUAGCAAAAAUAUUAUUACUUACCUAAGUAAAUAAUUUUGUUGUAGCAGUAUAGAUACUAGUUUUAUUGUAUUAGAAUUUUCGUGGAUAUUAAUCUAAAUUUGAUAUGAAUUCUCUUCUUUAUUUAUAUGAUACCUAAGUAGGUAUAAUAUGCAUUAAAUUACCUAUCCUAUCAUUUCAAGAGAACCAAGUGAAAAGUUAUUGUUUAAUUAGUUACCUACCUAUUGAUAUUGGUGCCAAUUCUGACAGCCACAAACUUUAUUUUAGAUUGAUAGUAGUAACUACGUACUAAAGUAGUUAUAUACUUAUUUCCAUUAGGUAACCUGCCUAAAAUAUUAAUUAUUUAACGAUCAUAUUUACGUGUUUAUUUACGAAAUUGCCGACUUUUGCGCAUAGAAAAAUUAAAAGCAAAUCAAACUUCUUGUAGUUUUUAAACCAAUUCGAAAAGCGCGCGUUACUAAAACAGAGACGUGUAAGAAAAACAAAAGACGAAACUACAAAUAAACAAACUAUUACCUAAUUGAGCUAUAACUGAGCUUUAAUUUUAAAUUAAUUUCAAUUUUGAAUUCCUAAUAGAACACAAUAUAUCGAACUUUAAACUAGCCAGUAUUAUAUAACGCCAAUUUCAUAAUUUAAACCCCUGUUACCUACUUACGUAAUAAUAGGUAAGUAGGUACCUACAUAAUUAAACGACCUAGCUUCUUUUACCUAAACUAAAUCAAAUUAGGUAGGUACGUAGGCACCCAAUAAGAUAAAAUAAUUAUUUUUAAUAUUUUGGUAUACGUUUUGUUUGCAAUAUGUAACGCUUUGGAUAAAUUGGACCCAUUUUAUUAUUACCUAUAUUUUUCAUUCAACCAAUUAAUCUUUAGAAAAUUGGGGACACAGUUUUGGAAAUAGGUAGGUACCUAAACUAAAUAUACCUACUUAUGUGAUUUUUUUAUUUAUUAUACACAACAGGUUACAGACAUAAAAGUAUGAUUGAUAACAUUUUGUUUGUUUUACAAUGGACUUUUUAUGAAAUAUUUUGAUGAGAUAAUCAUGAAUAAAACUAUAUUCACCUAUUUUAUAUGGAAAAGUACGUAGGUAGCCUACCAAGGUAUUGCAAUCAAUACCUACCUAAUACGUACGUAUACCGCGUACCGUCAGGAAUAUUAAUAAGUACCUAUUUUGAAGAUUUCAGUUCAGUAAUAGUUAAAAUUCGCCUCCUAAAAUACAGUUUCAACAAAUGAAUGACGAGUAAAGCAAGCGGUUAUAUCAACAUACUUGAAGCUAGGAGACUACCAAAAACGUGGUAGAAUUAUUUGAAUAAUAAUAAUUAUUAUACGUAUACUAUAUCGGAUAAUUAUGAUACAGGACAAAGCUUCAUUAAGGGUAGAGAUAGUAUGAAUAUAAUUCAUGUAAAUUAAAUAGGAAGUAGAAAACCUGAGAGAGUGUUUGAUAGUUUGAAUUUCAUUAGGCUAAUUUUUAUAGUUUUGUACAGUCCGUUCAAUGAAACUUUCCAAAAAUAUUUGGUGAACUAGUAACCUUAUCUAAUGUGAUUUUGAAUUGAUUGUGAAGGCAAUAAAUUAUUUAGCUUUAUAAAUUGUUAAUUCAUCAUCGUACUACAUUGUGACCAAAGUAAUGAAAUUGUUUUAGAUAAAUUUUGAAAAAGUCCACGUUCGAUUCCUAAAAAUGAUUUCAUGACUUUGAACAGUUUAUUUCUUUUUUGGAAAUUUCAUAUUGAAAUGGACUUAGCCUGAAUUCUGAAAUGAUGGUAUUGUAAUCAUAACACUAACUUAAUGUCCAAUUAUUAUUGUUCAUAGGAUAUUGAUCAAGUAAUGGAAAUAUUUUAAACGCAUUAACUUAAAAUAAUAAUUUAAAGAAUAUUAGCAUUACAUCUCUAGUAGAGUAGUAAGUUAGAGAAAGCAUUAUUGGUACUUGCUUUCCUAACUGAUAAAGACGAAUGCCACAAAAGCAAUGUAUGUUUCCUAAGAAAAUGUACAAUUUUUAUUAUAAUUUUAGCUUCAUAAUUGAGCUGCACCUGACUCAUAACAUUUGUAAGGGGUUUACAACUUUAUAACAAAUGCCGUUACGAGAAUGAUGAAGGUGUAAAGACGAUGAUAGCUCGAAAAAAGCUCUCUGAAGUUCAAAUGCACUACCGCAAUACCUAACCUUUUGGCAGAAUAGAGCAAAUUGAUCGUCAAGCAUUUGAACUAACGAAGCUUCAAGAAUUUUAGUUAAGAAAUCUUUCGUAGAAAAAUUGUAAAAUUACAGGCUACGUGUCCACCGCUUUGAAAACUGUUCAACUGAUAAUGUUUUAAAUUUAAUUGCAAUAUGACAAAGUCAAUAAGAAUAUUAUUUUAACUAUGAAUAUUGUUUAGUCUUUCUUUUGCAUGUAAUUUUUCUGGGGUUUCAUAAGCUGGACAUGUCAAGACAACCUAAGUAGUCUUUAGUUGUACAUGUGUUGACGACACGGGUAGGUACAUUGUUUAUUUUCUAUCAUGGAUAAACUAAGUAAAAUAAGAUAGAGUCGCAAUCUGAUAACACAUAGGUAUUAUCACUUACCUUAUCAGACGUUCUUCAAAAAUCAUUAGCAUUAGUUUUAUGAUUGUGCAGCGCGUAACUAAAGAACAAGUGUGUGUAUGAUGCAUGUUUAUAUUUUUAUACAUACAUGUGUUACGUCUUGCCUGUUAUGAACUCUACGUAGCUCAACAUUUAAAAGAAUUGAUACUUCGAUUUCGAUGUCGUACAAAAAUGGCGCCGAAUUCAGUUCAGCGCAUAACUUUCAUUACAGCGACAGGCAAACGCUUUCCGUUAUACAGCCUCAUCCGAAGUUAGUAAGAAGUAAUUUCAGACUGCCUUUUUAAUUUAGCUUACAACUAUUACAGCCUCUUAUUAGUUCUCAAAUUCUCAUAAAUAAUUUCAUGUUGAGCUAUGUGGUUUUGGCGUAAGAUUAGAUCAUGUAAAUAAUAUCAUCCAUGAGUUACUAUUUAUUCUCGUGUCUUGUGGUGGAUGCUCAGCCUUACAAAUCAUGUAGGAAGAAUUAUUUUAUAAUUGUGAAAGUUUUAUUUAAUUAGACUUGUUUAAUUUUAAGUGUAGCGUAAUUAUUUACUUAAAACAAAUUUUACCAAAACAUUGCCUCGCUUAAGUUUUACAUUUAUGAUUUGUUGUAAAUAAUUCAAAUCAAUAUUGUAGUGUGCUCUGGCAUAAUACAUCUUAUACAUUAUAAUAUUACCUAAAGUAAUAAACUUUUCACCGGCUAAACA
Molecule: messenger RNA, 6054 nt
Organism: Pectinophora gossypiella (pink bollworm)
Lineage: Eukaryota; Metazoa; Arthropoda; Insecta; Lepidoptera; Gelechiidae
Product: arf-GAP with dual PH domain-containing protein 1-like
Exons: 8
Coding region: 109-1356 (415 amino acids)
Biological process (GO): positive regulation of GTPase activity
Cellular component (GO): plasma membrane; intracellular membrane-bounded organelle
Molecular function (GO): phosphatidylinositol bisphosphate binding; GTPase activator activity
Source: RefSeq, a predicted model, not a curated record